UGUGUGAAGAAGUGAGGAAAACGAAUGGCAAACUUCUCUCCGUCUCCCGUUGUCUGGACAAAAAUGAAUUUUCUUGUACAAAUUUGUCAUUAAAGCCGUAUAAAUCACUGUGCGAAAGAUAGUUUAAUUGAUAAGCUGUAGGUUGUGACCGAAAUGACGUUUUUGUGUGGAUUUCUGGAGUGAAAAUCAACGCGAGAAAAUCGGCUCGACGCGGCCAACAAAAGAAGACGGAAGAAAGUGCAAUGACUGUAAAGUGUUUGUGCUGCUAUAGAGAAUAUGUGUUUGAAUAUUGCAUGUAGAAGAUCAGAUAGUGGUUUGAACACGGUUGAAUUCCAUGGGAAACAAAGUGAACUUAACAGAUAAACUCAACAGUAGCACUGAGCAUCAAGUGCUUUAGUUAUUUUUGAAGUAAAUGUUCAGCGCACGCUGUCCAGCAUCACAGAAUAACGAAAAAGAAACACCAGAGCAGCUACCUGAAUUAAUUUACGGGGGUCUCGAAAAGCAGCGGUGGCCAUGGACGGCGUACGUGCGUUGGACAUACUGCCACUGCUGCAGGAACGUUUCGCGCUUCUUUCCGGUGGUCGAGACAAUCGAGGCGGACCAAUCAUUUGCUUUCCAGCCACUACGAAGCGAGAGCGUGUCAAGCCAGAAGACAUCAAACGAGUGAUCAGCUAUUUCAUCGGGAUUCCCAGCGAUGAGAGCAAAACACAUGGCUUCACGAUCAUCAUUGAUAUGCGUGGUAACAGUAACACGGCAGCUAGCGCUAAAAUGAUUCUCAAAGUGCUGCAGGAAAAUUUCGGCUCGGACAUCAUCCACCAGGCGGUAAUAAUCAAGCCAGAUAACUUCUGGCAGAAACAACGCUCGUCGAUAGCUAGCAGUAAAUACAAGUUUGAAACCACGACCAUUUCGAUUCAGUCUUUGAACAAAGUGGUUGAACCAUCGCAGUUGACUUCGGACUUCGAUGGUUUCCUGCACUACGACCACAAUGUGUGGAUGGAUCUGCGGGUUGCCUUCGAAGAUUUUCUCUGGCAAGCAAGUGACAUUCUGGAUCGGAUCGAUGAUCUGCAGGAGGACCUGCAGCAUCCGGAUUUUCCUGAAGAUGUCAACAGUGCCAAGCAUAGUAGCGAGAAUCACAACGAAAUGAAGCGGAAGAUUUUGAAGCUUCCCAUCGAAGAUCUUGAUUUGCAGGGACAAAAGCUUCUGGGCAAAUUUGCUUCUUACUCAAAUCGUAACGAUGAAAGCUGCCACUCAACGUCAUCGCCCUCGAAGUGUCACAAUCCGGAUAUUUCUUCUGCAUUGACGCAGAUAAUGCAGCAGUUGGAAACGGUUCGAAAAGCUCAACAGCAACUGUUGAACAUGUGGCAGCAUCGAAAGACUACGCUAGAUCAGUGUUUUCAGUUGCGCCUUUUCGAGGCCGACUGUGAAAAAAUGUUCGAUUACAUUCUUCGCAACCGGGAUGCUUUCCAGCAGACUUAUGUGGAGAUUGGUCACAACCACAAGCGGGCCGAAAAGUUGAAAGAGGAGCACGAGCACGUAGUAAUGACAUCGCGGAAUGUUUGUUUCAGCAGCAACAAUCGAAUAUUGGCAGUCGCCGGGAAGCUCAUUGAAAGUAAUCAUUAUGCGGCGCAACAUAUUCGCACGUUAGCCACCAGGUUAGAUAAAAUGGGAAGAGAUUUCAUAACCACGCUGGACGAACGAACAGCGGUGCUUUCGCUGUCGGUUGCCUUCCAUCACAAAGCUGAACAGUACACGGAAAGUGUCAGCAGUUGGGCAGCCGCAUGCGAAGCUACCAUUCCAACUCCCACGAACGUGGAAAGCUUGGAAACGGCGAUUCGAACCCAUCAGUCUCUUUAUGAAGCGAUGUGUCAAGCAUAUACUGAGGUUCACUCCACAAGUAAGAAACUCCUAUAUCAGCUGGAUCAUUUGGUGCAAGUUUGUAAUCAGCCGCCGGUUGUCAAAAAUGACAAUGCUCACUUCAAUGGAGGCAAUCCGGCGGCUGACUAUAGUGAAGGCGCAUCACAUGUGCUUGCCGUUAUCCAUCAAAUUCUUGGUCACCAUCGGGCGCUGGAAAGUAAAUGGCACGCCGGGAAGCUACGUUUGCAUCAAAAGUUGGCACUGCGCCUAUUUCAAGAGGACGUUAAACAAGUACUGGAUUGGUUACAGAACCACGGUGACGUGUUCCUGCGGAAGAAUCGAGGCAUAGGCAAGAGCCUACAGAAGGCUCGCAUAUAUCAAACAAGUCAUGAGCAUUUUGAAAAUGUAGCGCAGAACACUUAUCGUAAUGCGGAAAAAUUGCUGGCAGCUGCAGAGGAGUUGGCUCGUUCGGGAGAAGUGGCCCCGCAGGAGAUUUUCUCUGUAGUGAGAGAGCUGGAGACGAAUGUAGCGUCUUUUGCGGAACGUGUCGAGCAGAGACGAAGACGUCUCGAUUUGGCGGUGUUAUUCUAUACCAACGAGAAAGAGAUCUCCGCUUGGUUGGAGCAAUUGCAUGCGGAAAUGACAAAUGAAGAAUCAAUGGAGCUGGCUAAUGAACACCUAGAUGGUACUGAACGAAUGCUGGAGCAGUGUAAGGAGCAAGAAGAAAACACUAUCAAAACAUGCAUCCAGGCGAUCGCCCAGGGAGAAGCGCUUCUGCAAGAGCUCAGAGCGAUCGAAUCGGAAGACUCUUCUGGGUCGCUAACGGCCGUACAGAACGCACUGGAACGUAUUCAAAAAUAUCGUCUUGAAAUGGAGAACCUCUGGCAGGCUCGAAAAAUCAAGAUCGACAUGUUUCUGCGACUGAGAAUAUUCGAGCGAGAUGCUCUAGAAGUGUGCUCCCAACUUGAAAUGUGGGCGGAGGAACUCCAGCACACGGACGUUUCUCGGGAUUUCCAAAAAACGGAGCAGGUUCUUCGUUUGCAUAAUGAAUCGGUCAGCCAAAUGCAAACCACUACUUAUCAGAUCAUAAACACUGGCCAGGAACUUAUGCAGCUGUUCGAAUCGUCCGGUCUGCUGAUUAUGGCAGAUCCACACACAACCGCUCAAACGAGGGUUCAGUAUUUGCUGGAGUUUCUUCAUGAUCGUGAACUAGAUCUGGAAGAUUUGGCAGAAGCAAAACGCAUCAAGUUGGAACAGUCGAUGCAGUUGUGUCAUUUUCAAAAUGACGCAAAUCAGGUUAUUUCGUGGAUACGCAACGGCGAAUCAAUGUUGAUGGCGAACUUCUCCAUUCCAAAUAAUUUCCAAGAAGCGGAGCAGCUGCGGAAGGAACACGAACAGUUUCAGGUGGCAAUCGAACGUACACACACCUCCGCAGUGCAAGUCAAAUAUCGUGCCGAUGCUCUCAUGAAUGCAAACCAUUACGACCCACAGAGCAUUAAAGAUAUUGCGGAUGAGGUCACGAAAAAGUGGCAAAAACUAGUCACUUGUGCUGAGGAGCGACAUAAGCUCGUGACGGCUUCGUUGAACUUCUUCAAAACCGCCGAACAGGUGUGUAGUGUGUUGGAUAGUUUGGAGAAGGAAUACCGACGGGAGGAAGACUGGUGCGGGGGAGGUGGCUCCACCGACAAAGGGCAGCAAAUAGUUCAACUCAUUUCCAAACACCAAGAACAAAAAGAAGCAUUUUUGAAAGCAUGUACGCUGGCCAGAAGAACCGCUGAAACAUUCCUUAAAUAUGCAGCACGUUCGUUGCAAUUUUAUCACAUUAAAACCACUGUGAAUAGCGAGUCUCGGGUCAAAUCAAUCUUGGACAAACUGUUGACGCAGGAAACCCAGGUUCUGGAGUACUGGACACAAAGAAAAAAACGUUUGGAUCAAUGUCAACAGUUUGUGCUGUUUGAGCGAUCCGCAAAACAAGCCAUCGAAUGGAUUCACGAUACGGGUGAAGCUUAUUUAUCGUCCAGAAACAAUAAACUAUGUAAUAGUCGCGAGGAGACGGAAGCGCUCCUCAGGGAACACAAUGAAUUCAAGGGAACGGCUAAAGAGACACGUGAACGUGUCAAGUUGCUAAUUCAGUUGGCAGACUCUCUGGUAGAGAAGGGUCAUGCACAUGCCAGUUCGAUUAAGCAAUGGGUCGAAAUAGUAGACAAACGAUACAAAGACUUCAGUAGUCGGAUGGAACUGUACAGAACAAAUCUAGAAAAAUCGCUUGGCCUACCCGGAAUACAGCAACAAGAUGACAAUAAUAGUAGUAGUAGUAAUAGUAACAGCGGUAGCCUUAACUGCAAAUCCAUUUCAUCGUCGACAACUUCCGUUUCGACGACAUCGUCUAGCGGCGUAUCGUCUGCUUCGUCCACAGCCACGAAUACGUCGAUUCUUGAAUAUCGUCAUUCCGAUCCAUCAUUGGAAACGAAACUUAAUGCCGCCGCUGCUGUUUCUGGUUCAGUUGGUGUGCCCAAAGAAAUGAAUGAGGAGAAGCGUAAAUCAGCCCGGAAGAAAGAGUUCAUAAUGGCAGAACUGCUACAAACCGAGCGCACUUAUGUUAAAGAUCUCGAAACCUGCAUUAAUGUGUUUGUGAACGAACUGAAAAGUGGUGUUAACGUACCGCCUAGCCUUCUCGGUAAAGAACAUAUUCUGUUCAGUAACGUCGAAGAUAUCUUUCAAUUCCAUGACAAAAUCUUUCUCAGAGAGCUAGAAAAAUACGAAACUAUGCCUGAAGAUGUGGGCCAUUGCUUCGUAACAUGGGCAGCUAAGUUCGAUAUGUACGUUCACUACUGUCAAAAUAAACCCCAAUCUAAUGAUUACAUGGUCCAGUUUGGUGGAACCUACUUUGAGGAAGUUCAACGAAAACACAAAUUGGAACAUUCAUUACCCGCUUUUCUUAUUAAGCCAGUGCAACGAAUAACCAAAUAUCAGUUAUUGCUGAAAGAUCUCCAGUCGUGCUGUGACGAAGGUCGGGGCGAGAUAAAAGAUGGCCUCGAGGUGAUGUUGAAUGUGCCGAAAAAAGCCAACGAUGUGAUGCAUCUUUCGCUGCUCGAAGGUUGUGACAUUCCGAUCGAGAAUCUUGGCGAGGUUGUUUUGCAGGAUUCAUUUCUUGUGUGGGACAACAAGCAGAUUCUGAUCAAGAAAGGCCGCGAGCGUCACGUGUUCCUUUUUGAGCUGUACAUCCUGUUCUCAAAGGAAGUCAAGGAUACCAAUGGGACAGUCAAGUACAUCUAUAAAAGCAAACUUCUAACGUCUGAUUUCGGUGUCACGGAGCACAUUGAGGGCGAUGAAUGUAAAUUUGCAAUCUGGACAGGACGAGCGCCAAUGCUUUCCGAUUAUCGUAUAGUACUGAAAGCGAACAGCCUGGAAACGAAGCAAAUGUGGGUGAAACGAUUGCGAGAGGUAAUACAGGAGACUUAUUUCUCUGGCACAUCGUUCUCGCUGCUUAAGUCCCCGGCCAAGGUCAGUAGCAAGCAGUUAGGCCAACGUCUGUCCAAAGACAUCGACGAUACGUUGAAUGAUAACGACCAGGACGGAAGCUCGCUGGCUAGUUUCGGUUCUGGAAACACCACCGACAGCGAAAAGGGCGGCUUAACGGAAGUGACAUGGGUGAUAGCGGACUACGUCGCGACGCAAGGCACCUUGGAGCUGACAGUCUCCAAAGGUGCCCAGGUGGAGAUCGUGGAUAUGAACUGCGCUGGAGCGCCCGAUUUCUGUCUGGUGCGUUUGCCAAUCAACUCGACAGAUAGUCAAGAGGGUCUGGUUCCGAUAUCAGUGCUCAAACCGUUGCCGUCUUCUCACAGUAAAUUGAACAACAAACAGCGUGACGCUGAUGCGCUUGGAGAAGUACCACAGGAAAAUGACUGUAUUCUAUCAAAUCAGCACACGUCGCCGGUCAACAAACGGAAGGGCUUCAGUGGGAAAAAAUGGUUACCAACACAAUUCCGCAAGUUGUCCCAUGGCAAAUCAGACAAGUUGCCACCGGUAGAGAAAUCAUUCAUCAGUAAGAAGAAUUCCGACAAAAAGAACAAGGACAAACCCCUGGAAGAGGUGGAACCAUCGAUAACUACCUCGCAGAUCGAAUUGGAAGCCGAGGAGGAUCCCACGAUCGAGCUGCCACCACCUAUGAAACCGAUCCAAGAUGCAACCGCGACACUGAGCGGAACACCUGCGAACACCGAAGACCAGACAAGUACUAGUGCUAAGAUAACGAAAGCUUUAUCACUCAAAUCACUCGAUGAGCCACCUGCCGCCGUAAACCAAACGGCCGAUGUUGCGGAAAUUGAACGGAUAGUUAAGGAGAAAGUACAAAGUUUCAAGUAUCUGGAAAACGACGCUAUCACUUCAACCAAUAGUAUGGAUGAAGGAAGCAGUAGUGUGGUGAGUUGUUCAUUGGACAGUUCCGCCGUUGGAGUAUCGUCAUCAAGCAAUGGAGGAGAUAGCUUCAAUGCUAGCACAAUCGGAGGUUGUGGUUCGACAAUUUCGGUAAAGCCAGCCAUCUCGCCACAGUUUUCCGAAAACGAAAAUAACGAGGAGAAUCUGACCGAUGAGCAAGGCAUCGAGGAUAUUCUUCGAAAGCGGAUGUUUGCGUUGCGGGAGCUCGUUGCUACCGAAGAGGCUUAUGUGAACGAUCUUUCACAGAUCAUAAAUGGCUAUAUUGCCGAGAUUCGAAAUCCAAACAGCAUUGUGCCGAUCCCUGAGGAUCUGAAAGGAGGCAAAGAAAGGAUGGUAUUCGGGAAUAUAGAAGCAAUUCAUGAGUGGCAUCGAGAUUAUUUUUUGAAAUCGUUGCAAAAAUGUUUGCUGAGUCCACACGAACUCGGGCCACUGAUAAAGCGAAGCGAACGGAAACUACACAUGUACGUUGUUUAUUGCCAGAACAAACCGGUUUCUGAGCACAUUGUGCAGGAACAUCUAGCUUAUUUUGAUGAGUUACGCUUAAUGUUGAAAUAUAAAUUAUGUUUAGGAGAUAUGCUCAUAAAACCUGUCCAAAGAAUAAUGAAGUACGAAUUAUUGUUGAAAGAUAUCCUGAAGCAUACUCAGAGGGCCGGUUUGGCCGAAGAGAUACCAGGAUUAAAAGACGCAAUGCAUAUAAUGCGAGUAGUUCCUAAGGCAGCCAACGAUAUGAUGGAUGUAGGUCGGUUGCAAAAAUUCGAGGGUAAAAUAACGGCACAGGGUAAGCUGUUACUGCACGGCCCACUUUACUGUGUCGAAGGUGCCAGUAAUAGUGAUAAAAACUCAUACAACAGCCAGAAGUCAAAAGAGUUGCACGUGUUCUUAUUCGAGCAGAAUAUUAUCUUCGCUGAAAUCGUUGGCAAGAAGACGCAAUUUACUAGCCCGAACUACAUUUACAAAGCACAAAUACAGGUGAACAAGAUGACCUUACAAGAUCUAUCCGACCCGACCAAUGGUGAUCGGUUUUCGCUUUGCUCAAUCGAUCCGCAGCGCUCAAGUCUAAGCUAUAUCUGCACCGCCCCAACAGUCGAGCUGCACAGCGAAUGGCUCAACACGAUCCGCAACAUUUUGCAAACGCAGAAUGACUUUUUAAAAGCAAUACAAAGUCCUAUCGCCUAUCAGAAAGAGCUAACAAAGGACUCAUAAAAAGAACAAAACAAAAAAAAAUCCGAACGCAAACAUAAUAAGUAUCGCAUAGGGAAUGCAAGAAAUUCUAUAAUAUAAAUUAUUAAUAUAACACCUUUCAGAAGUUCUUGAGUCCCGAGGUAGUAGCGACGAGCGGCGAUACGAAGCAUAAUGCUCCGUAUCGACAGCAAUUAAUUUUAAGAACAAAACCAACAUGUUUUAGAUAAGUCAAUAAUUAUGAAUAAUUUGAAUUAUGAAUACCAAAAUAUUCGUUGAAUGGCAGUCAAACGCAGAAUGCACAGAUUAAAAAAAAAUAUUCAAUUGUGAAAGUGAUCAAAAUAUAAAAUAAAUCGAUAACAAAAUAUUAACGCUUACCGAAUAUGGUUUGUGAAGAUAUUAACACAAAAGUAAAUUGAAGAUAGAGAAAAUCACACUGAAAUCAUAAAUGAAGAAAUAACAUAGGACAACCGCAGUUCGAAUAUUUAGAAAAAACAAAAUACAACAACACUAUCAAAAAAAUGGGUAACAAAAUAUAUUUUGUUAACACGAUUAUAUAGUGCAUGAUAAAAAAACGAACAAAAAGAAAACAGAUGAAAAACGAAAAUAAAGUUGCAAAAAAGGGGCACGCAAAAAUCAACCUGGUUAUCACAAACGGGUAAUAUACCGGUUGAAAAUGCAUAAAUUAAAGUGACCGGUAAAUAUUCAACAAUGCUAAUGAUUGCGAUAUGCGAUAGAGAACAAAUAUUUUUCGAUGAUUUUGAAUCAGAAAUUUUGGAUUUUGUCCAUUACUUUUACGACAGUCAUAUGUCAGUUUUCUGAGCAAUUGACACAGCAUAUUUUUUCACACCAUUUCCUUAGCGAUAUCAACACCUAAAUAAUAAUAAAAAGACUUUUUUUCAAUGCAUAAUGGGUUAUUUACUUGAGGUUCUUCACGACUGGUGGAACAUUCAAUGGUACAUCGUAAUGCAGAAAAAAGUGAAUAAUAAUUUCCUCUUAACAAAUUGUCAGAGCAAAAGGAUACGUUUAUGACCUGUUUGUUUUGUGCGUUUUAUUUACUUGAAAAGUACUUCGCAUGUUUGUAUAUACGAUGCGCUCACCAUCGUCAGAUACUCUCGAGUCCCGCAUCGGUAUUCGGAUUUGUGUUGAACUCUAUUCCCCUGUAUUUUCCAUUUUCCAACUCCACGUCCAGGCAAUGUCCCUCUCUUCACCAGAUAGAUAUCUGCUUCAAAAAAUCCAAUAAUUUUACGUUAACAUGUUCUUCUCAGCGGCCUAACUGGUAACUAAUGAUUUACUCCAAACUAUGUUGGAAAACUAAUUUUCUCAUGGAAUAAUAAACAAACAUUUCACCAAGUUCUUACAAUUCCAAACCAUUUCAGCAAGAUAUUCAGCAAAACUACGACUCACUCUAUGCCUAUAAAUAUGACGUAGAUUCUAAAAGUAACGCAAUUCAACAGAUUACCACCGAGAGUUUUUUUUAUUCAAACAGAAAGUGUUUUCCCUCAAAAACUUAUGCAUGUAACAAAGGUCCACUCAACCUGAUUUUGUAUAUACAUACGCCAAACUCUAGAAUCCAUUUCAUUAGAAUUGAUUCUACAACUUAUUAUACAGCUUCCAAAUUACGCUUCAUCUUUCUUUGAACUGUGAUUGUCAAUGGGAACGAUUGCUUUCUUUCUACCUUUCAUCGAGAAUUUUAUUGAGGUUAAAAUCGAUAUCCAGAUAGCUCAACUCUCUCUGUGAAUAUUUCGGUAAUACUGGCCAGAACAACAAAGUUGUUCCACCUGUAAUUCAUUUUUUUAUGGAUUCAUCGUGUAUGAAGAGCAAAACCAAAACACUACAGGAAAAUUCCAUGAAAAAUAAAACGGAAAUGAGAAAAUCAAUAUUAUUCACAGAUAACUCUGUAAAAGUUUGUGUGAUAGUAUUUACUAGUAACAUGUUAUGUUUAAUUUAUGAAUUUAUCUUAAUUAUAAAAUACAAUUAUCUAAUUCUCUAUUUGAAUACAAAUCGAGCCGAUUCGAAAACCUGGAAGUCAUGGACAGUAUCGUGACAUUAAAAAAAAUAAGUGAAAGAAUAAAAAAAUUGAUGAAAACAA
Messenger RNA from Toxorhynchites rutilus septentrionalis, 9562 nucleotides. It is a transcript of the gene trio, whose product is annotated as triple functional domain protein. Gene Ontology annotation, biological process: axon guidance; intracellular signal transduction. The record is from RefSeq and is a predicted model, not a curated record. NCBI's taxonomy places the organism in Eukaryota, Metazoa, Arthropoda, Insecta, Diptera, Culicidae. Gene Ontology annotation, cellular component: cytoplasm. The transcript is spliced from 16 exons. Gene Ontology annotation, molecular function: guanyl-nucleotide exchange factor activity; protein binding. Bases 514 to 7494 code for a protein of 2326 amino acids.